AUGGGUAGUGCAACAGCUCAGAAAAGAAUAGCAGUGAAUCCUGCUUACUUCAAACCUGCACCUUCGGAGAUCGCAUUUGGUCGCAUGCGUUUCCUUAUCACAGAUCGCCCUAAUGAUAACUCCAUCAACAGUUUCAUUGAAGAGCUUGAUAAGCAUUCUGCUAAAUCUGUGGUCAGAGUAUGCGAGCCUACUUAUGAAACUACACCCCUCACUGAACAUGGUAUUAAUGUUUUGGAUUGGGAGUUUUCCGAUGGUAGCCCUCCGCCCAAGGAGGUUAUCCGAGAUUGGCUUGAUCUUGUCAGGGCCUCUUUCAAAGAUACAAACAAUCCGGAGCAGUGCAUAGCCGUCCAUUGUGUAGCCGGUCUGGGAAGAGCUCCCGUUCUCGUUGCUCUAGCUUUAAUCGAAGCUGGAAUGAAAUAUGAAGAUGCUGUAGAUCUCAUAAGAAGACAUCGACGAGGAGCUCUAAAUCAAAGGCAAUUGACCUUCCUAGAAAAGUACAAACCCACUGGGGAAUUACGUAAGCUUCGGUACUCAAUUGAUGGCAAGCCUAAAGCUUGUUGCAUUAUGUGA
This is a messenger RNA of Auanema sp. JU1783, 570 nucleotides long. Lineage: Eukaryota; Metazoa; Nematoda; Chromadorea; Rhabditida; Rhabditidae. The record is from the annotation of a GenBank genome assembly.